AUGAAACCAGACGCGAUCUACAAAUGCAGCAUGUUGACCCGUUAUCAUCAUGCACUGAACUCUCGUGUACAAAACAUCAACACCGUCCACGAUUUACAGCAUGCGUUCACACAUGCUCAAAGCGGCGCUCGCCGCGUCCUCUUUUGGUACAUUCUCCCUCUUGGUGUAUAUGUCCAAACACGACUAACUUUCCCACAAGCUAUUACAGCUCAAGCGCAGAUCUCACAACAAUGUGUGGCCUCCGACGUCUGCUUCGAGCUGAACAUCCCCGCUACAACAGCUCAAACAGGCAGCGGCGAUAUAUUCUUCUCAAUCAGUGCGCCAACGACCUACUCUUGGGUUGCUCUCGGUCAAGGAAGCAACGGCAUGACCAAUGCCAACAUCUUUAUGAUCUAUCAAGAUGGUCGCGGCAAUGUCACUCUCUCGCCCCGGCAUGCUGUUGGAACAACAAUGCCUCUAUUUGACCCUGAGAUUGAUGUCGAAUUAUUGGGCGGAAGUGGUGUGUCCAACGGCACCAUGAUGGCCAACAUCAAAUGUGGAAACUGCGAGAGCUGGCAAGGUGGUAAUAUGGACUUCACAGCCACCAGUGGAGGCUUUAUCCACGCCCGACUCAGCGGUCCAUCGCUCGACUCUACCGAUGUUGAACAAGCCGUCAAUUUCCACAGCAGCUACGGAGUAUUCUCAUGGCCUUUUUCAUCGGCUGUCGGUGGUGCAAGCGUGAACCCCUUCGAGGACGCCACUCUCACAGCCAACACCACAACCUCUGCUGCCGGCGGUGGUGGCUCCGGCAUCAACGAUGCCGCCGUGCUCUGGUGUCAUGGCAUCUUCGCCUCCGUCGCCUUCGUCUUCCUCUUCCCCCUCGGCGGAAUUCUCAUCCGCGUGGGCAACUUCCCAGGCCUCAUCUGGGUCCAUGCUGGCCUCCAAAUGUUUGCUUGGGUCCUUUUCAUGACAGCCUUUGGCUUAGGACUGUACUACGGCAUCAUGGACAAUUACAUGCACGAGGCCCAUCCAAUCAUCGGCAUCGUCCUCGUCGCUAUGAUGCUCGUCCAACCUCUCUUCGGCUGGCUGCACCAUCUCCGCUUCGUACGCACCGGCGGCCGCACCGUCUUCUCGCACAGCCACAUCUGGAUCGGUCGAAUAGCCAUCAUCCUUGGCAUGAUCAACGGCGGCCUUGGCAUGAAACUAUCCGGCGUCACCAACAGCUACUACAUUGUCUAUUCUGUCUUUGCAGGCGUGCUCGGCCUGUCGUACAUCGCCUCCAUCAUCUACGGUGAGACGACGAGGAAGAGGAAGCUUCAGAAUGGCUCUCUCGGCGACAGGGAGAAGCUCGGGAAUACAGAACAACAGGCUGCUUUCCAUCGGCCAAGUGACGCGCAAGCAGGCACGAAUACCAGGUUGUGA
This is a messenger RNA of Plenodomus lingam JN3, 1401 nucleotides long. NCBI's taxonomy places the organism in Eukaryota, Fungi, Ascomycota, Dothideomycetes, Pleosporales, Leptosphaeriaceae. The record is from RefSeq and is a predicted model, not a curated record.